AUGUCGGAAUCAGCACCGCAGAUAGCUCCGCAAAAACCAAUUCCCAACCGGCUUCUGGGCCGUGUUGCUCUCGUCACUGGUGCCGCAGGAAAUAUUGGACUCGAAACGGCUUCUCGAUUUAUUCUUGAGGGGGCCAAGGUUGUGUUGGUUGAUAUUAUUGCGGAGAAACUCGCUCAGUCUAAGAAGGCUGUCAUUGAGGCAGCCAGGGAAUCAAAGUCCAGCGGAGAGAUAAAUGUUGAGCAUGCUGUUUUUACAGUGGUGGCAGAUGUUACUUCUGAAGACGAUGUGAAGCGUUAUGUGGAUGAGACUGUUGCGAGAUAUGGAAGACUGGAUGUUGCUGUUCUGUGUGCUGGGAUUUCAUACUCGUCUACGAGCAUCAUUGAAACGGACAUUGAUCAGUACGAUAAAGUGAUGCGAGUGAAUACUCGAUCUGCCUUCCUCGGUGUAAAACACUGCGGCAGAGUCAUGAAAGACGCCGGCCAAGGCGGAAGCAUCAUCCUAGUAUCCUCCAUCGCCGGGCUGCGUGCAACCCCUGGUCUCUCAGCGUAUUCGACAUCCAAAUUUGCCCUACGCGGUCUAUGCCUUACUGCAGCAGCGGAACUAGGCCAAUUCAACAUUCGCGUCAACACAGUCCAUCCCUGUGGUGUCAACACGCCCAUGUUCUUGGCUUCUUGGCCGGAGGAGAAGAUGAAGAGUAUGCUGGCUACUGUUCCGCUUGGUCGAUGGGCAGAAGUGGCAGAUGUCGCAGCGUUGGUGUCGUUUUUGGGGAGCGCUGAUAGUCAAUUCAUGACUGGGGGUGCGUUGAAGGUGGAUGGUGGAAUUGUCAUGUGUUAA
This is a messenger RNA of Aspergillus wentii DTO 134E9, 834 nucleotides long. RefSeq names its product SDR family NAD(P)-dependent oxidoreductase. Gene Ontology annotation, molecular function: oxidoreductase activity. Lineage: Eukaryota; Fungi; Ascomycota; Eurotiomycetes; Eurotiales; Aspergillaceae. Bases 1 to 834 code for a protein of 277 amino acids. The record is from RefSeq and is a predicted model, not a curated record. The transcript is spliced from 2 exons.